Rattus rattus (black rat) is the source of this 1065-nucleotide messenger RNA. Its product is annotated as phenazine biosynthesis-like domain-containing protein 2. Lineage: Eukaryota; Metazoa; Chordata; Mammalia; Rodentia; Muridae. Gene Ontology annotation, biological process: biosynthetic process. The coding region runs from base 132 to 998 and encodes 288 amino acids. The record is from RefSeq and is a predicted model, not a curated record. Gene Ontology annotation, cellular component: cytoplasm. The transcript is spliced from 10 exons. Gene Ontology annotation, molecular function: isomerase activity.
GCUGUGUGUACAGCGGCACCCAGUCAGUACUGUACCUCACCUCCAGCUAACACACACGUUUCUAAGUUAUAUGGGAAGUGAAGCGGGCUCCCAGCAAGGCAGGCAGCUCCCAGACAGAGCCAGUGAGGAAGAUGAAGCUCCCGAUUUUCAUAGCCGAUGCGUUCACAGUGACAGCUUUCCGCGGUAAUCCUGCCGCAGUCUGCCUGCUGGAGAGCACAUUGGAUGAAGAUGCUCAUCAGCAUAUUGCGAGGGAAAUGAACCUCUCCGAAACAGCUUUCAUCCGAAAACUGCAACCAACUGACGACUUCACACAAAGUUCCCGAUUUGGACUGAGGUGGUUUACCCCAGAGGCUGAGUUUCCCUUGUGUGGCCACGCCACCCUGGCUUCUGCAGCUGUGUUGUUUCACAAAAGAAAGAACAUGAACAGCACCCUGACUUUUGUCACUAUGAGUGGGGAACUAAAGGCCAGAAGAGCAGAAGACGGGAUUGUCCUGGACUUUCCUCUCUACCCAACCUUCCCCCAGGACUUCCAUGAAGUUAAAGACUUGAUAAAGGCAGCCAUAGGUGACACCCUAGUCCAGGACAUCCGGUACUCCCCAGAUACCAAAAACCUCCUGGUCCGGCUCAGCGAUUCUUAUGACAGGUCCUUUCUAGAGAGCCUGAAGGUGAACACAGAGCCUCUGCCUGGGAUUGAGAAGACAGGGAAGGUGAAAGGCCUCAUCCUCACUGUCAAAGGAGAGUCUGGGGGGCAGACGAUCCCGUAUGACUUCUACUCCAGAUACUUUGCGCCUUGGUUUGGUGUGCCUGAAGACCCGGUAACAGGGUCCACCCACACUCUUCUUGGCCCCUACUGGUCUAAGGAGCUGGGGAAGAAAGAAAUGCGAGCCUUUCAGUGUUCCCGCCGAGGAGGGGAGCUGGACAUUUCCUUGCGACCUGAUGGGCGGGUUGACAUGAAGGGCAGAGUCGCUGUUGUCUUGGAGGGCACGCUGACCGCCUAGAGAUGCUUAUGCUGGGCUUGCAGCUCAACUCUUCUCUCCAGCCAAGAACCCAACACAACCCAACCAA